AUGAACGUGGUGUUCAAGAAUGCGAACAGGGUGCGCACUUCGGAGCACUUUGGCAGCGUCCGGGUCAUCGAAAUAAUGGAAGCAGAGGCUGAAAGUACGGCACUCAUGUUCCCUGCCUCAGCCAAACGGACAGCCUGGGUUGCAUCGACGGGAUGGUCGAUGGCAGAGAUCCGUGAGGAUGAACCAAACGGUCCCUGGCCUUGUGCGUGGAGCUUGGCGUUUAGCGUCGACUCCAUGAUUGGUAUGGGCCCUCCCCCGCCAGCGCAGGAGUCAAAGCAGGAGGGGCCUUGGUUCCUGGCACCUGUGUCCUCCACAUUUGAAUGCGGGCCAUAUGCGAGUAUUCGCGCAGCCAUUGGGACACCAGGGCUGGUCGCCGAGCUAGAGGAGGUGGAAACGGGGGGCGAUGAUCAUGCUGCUCCUAUGUCCGUUGAUAAUUCGGAUAGCCGGAGGAAAGCUGAUGACAGCGUUCUGCAGCAACAUGGUGUUCGCUUUGAUGAGUGGUGCCUUUGGGCUCCUGCAGAGGACAACCGGCUGUCACGACAGCGCUGGCAGACCAUGAUGGGACUAGAUAUCUCGAUGAUGAAUAGGUAUACCAUGCACCAGUGUAACAACAAGGCAACCCUCAUCGAUGCGAUUCGGCGGCGAUCCGGUGCUGAAGUCGACCGCGGAGUGGUCCCUGUCGCCUUGGAUUUGGACGAGAGUCUCAUCGACGACCCCGAUGCAUAUCCACUCAAGGUACAGCUUCGCUAUUUGCCCCGUGACGAGCUUGUUAUAUGGCGUACCAACGCCCACAGUAUGCGACCAGAUGGCAAGGUUCAGGCCGAGCGGGGAGUGGUCGAGUCCGUCAUCCGUUCCAGCAGCACAAUAGACGACACGCUCCCAGUAAUCAGCGGCGAGGAGAGCAGUAUCAAGCCAAGAGCGCAUAGCUGGGUGCGUCGACAGCUGGAAUUUCAAAUGGAGGGAGCCCCAUCCAAUGCGGUUUGGGGCGUCAUUGAUGCCGUGCUUAUAACAGAUUUUCCCGACUUCUGCAAGCAUUGCACGAUCCUUACCCAAUACGGAACGAUUCUCAGCGUACCUCGCGAGAACGGUAUGACUCGGUUGUAUGUCCAACUUCCCGCCUCCUUCUGCGAUACUUCGGCCACAAGUCCGGAGAUGGGAGUGCAGAUCAUCGCCGCCGCUCGGCAGAGUCUUUUCCCGUACAGUCUUGACUGUUCCUACUGUGACUGGUGGACGGUGUACCGUGUUGGCCAGCGAGUGGCCAACCACUUUGCGUACCAAGAUCGCAUCUUCCUGGGAGGCGACGCAGUGCGCACUCAUACUCCAAAGGGUGGACAGGGAAUGAAUGUCUCAAUGCAGGAUGCCUUCAAUCUGGGGUGUAAGUUGGCCGGCGUGAUCCGAGGUCAACUGCACCGCUCCGUGCUGCAGACUUAUGAGUCCAAAUACAUCCACACAAUAUAA
Molecule: messenger RNA, 1458 nt
Organism: Aspergillus tanneri
Lineage: Eukaryota; Fungi; Ascomycota; Eurotiomycetes; Eurotiales; Aspergillaceae
Exons: 10
Coding region: 1-1458 (485 amino acids)
Molecular function (GO): FAD binding
Source: RefSeq, a predicted model, not a curated record